Messenger RNA from Phytophthora infestans T30-4, 717 nucleotides. RefSeq lists its product as uncharacterized. NCBI's taxonomy places the organism in Eukaryota, Oomycota, Peronosporomycetes, Peronosporales, Peronosporaceae. The coding region runs from base 161 to 526 and encodes 121 amino acids. The record is from RefSeq and is a predicted model, not a curated record. The transcript has a single exon.
GCGCAACAAACAAGCCCAAGCCAAGUUUAUCAAGCAACUUUCCCCCUCUACCCGUUCCACAAUGGCGACGAUGUCCAUGAUGGUCGACAGCGACAGCAUGCUAAUGGACUCGAUCCCGCGUCUCCGUUGGAGCCCUAAGAACAACCGUUUCCACUUCAAUAUGCCGGUGGCGGCCGAGCCAGGCGAAAACGGAUUCGUACUGCUGCAGGAGUACGAACACACGGACUCGCUUAACUCCAUGAAGCUACCGACCAAGGAGCGCCACCACCUGGAGGAAAUGGAGCGCAUCAACAACCUCAUCAACGACGUGGAGAACUCAGUGCAUCUACACGAGACCGUCAAGGUGCUGGAGCAGAAGCGUAUGCACCACGACGAGUACCAUGAACGCACGAUCAAUGACGAAGAAGAGCGGCCACAGGGCCUCAAGAAGAAGGAUAGUUUUCGUCAGCGACAGCCGCCUAAGCGCUCGUUCGAAGGACGGCGACAGAAACCCACGCGCAUGGGCCGCGUGCACCAGCCCAAGUAAGCGACGAUUGAAGCUGAAAACAAGAGACACCCGCGAUGGUUUUCACUGAGGAAUCCCCUUUGAGAUACGGUGAAAACAUACAGAAAAAGAAGACAAGAAGGCGGGCGUGAACUUCUGCGCCAAGAUGUAAAGCUAUCAGAAACACGGCAGAAGUUACAUGUAAUAAUACAUUUCCCAUUUGGCUGCUGCGA